Lathyrus oleraceus (garden pea) is the source of this 789-nucleotide messenger RNA. RefSeq lists its product as uncharacterized. The record is from RefSeq and is a predicted model, not a curated record. The transcript has 3 exons. NCBI's taxonomy places the organism in Eukaryota, Viridiplantae, Streptophyta, Magnoliopsida, Fabales, Fabaceae. The coding region runs from base 1 to 789 and encodes 262 amino acids.
AUGGAGCCAUCUGGUUUAUCUGCUUCAGAAAAGGAAGUUAGGACUAUUGAUGUGCUGGAUUUUACAACAUCCUUGGCCCAUGCUAAUCACCCAGCUGAAACCACCCCAGAAACAUCUAGUGAUUGUUGUGAUAGUGACUCCAUCUCUACUGAGUCUAAUAAAGUUGUGUCUAUUGAUGACACUAUGUCUGUGAAUGCUAAGGAGAAGCAAGAUGUGUCUGAUGAUAAGGAAAACCUAGGUGGAAGGAAAGAAAAAUCCAAUGUCAUUGUUAAUGUUGAUGAGUUGGACUCUGAUGAAGAGACCAUUGCUAAGAAUAUGGCCCCUAGCAUUGCCAAGAGUCUGAAGAAUAGAAUAGGCAAGGUUAUAAUGACUAAAGGCGUGCCCUCUAAGGCUGCCAAGAAGCAUGUUGGUGUAGGUUCCACCAAAAGCUGGAGAAAAGUGACUCCUAAUAGGAAGAGGAAUGGGGACAUCACUCCUCUAAAGAAAUCAGUUCUGAAGAAGAUACUUGUGAAUGUUCCUGAGGUACCUUUAGAUAAUAUCUCAUUCCAUUCUGUUGAAAAUGUUGAGAGAUGGAAGUUUAUUUACCAGAGAAGGCUAGAUCUGGAGAGGGAACUUGGAAAGGAUGCACUUGAAUUCAACAAAGUUAUGAAGCUCAUUGAACAUGCCGGUUUGAUGAAAAGUGUCACGGGUUUUGGAAAAUUCUAUGAAGUGCUCGUUAAGGAGUUUAUUGUAAACAUCCCUGCAGAUUGUGACAACAGGAAAAACAAGGAUUUCAGAAAGUAUUUGUAA